CUUCUUUUUUUUUCAGGUUCAAAUCUUCAGCUCUAAAUUAUUCAUAUUGAUUUACAUAAUUUAUAACACUGUAGGGUUUAUUAUGUGUUGAUAUUCUAAGCAGGUAAAGUAGUAUUUCAUAAAAACAUUGUUGAGUUUUAACCCUUAAUAUGUAAAUAAUCAGCCUAAUCUACACCUCAGUUAACGCUGUUUGAGCUUCACCUUAAUAUUUGAACCUGAAGCAGAAACUCCAGUCAUGUUUUUCUUCUUUUGGAAAGCACUUUGGUGCAACAGCUGUCCUUUAAAUGAUGUUUAGAUUGUCUAAAUAACGAUAACUCGACUUCACUUGACUCUUAAACCCACUUUAUCUGCCAAAGUCCGUUCAAAUCCGCUGAAAUUUUCCCAUGAAACAACCAUGUUCAAGCAGCAUUCACCAUAAAUAACUGCUGCAUCACGACAAACCGAACUGGAACAUUCUUCUCAGAUGCAAACCAGUGCGUUUCUGUCCGCUUCUGCUGGGAGACACGAGCAGUUUGAUCUUAUUGGUCCGCGGCGGCUCCGUGGCGUCUAUAAAACGCACGACUGGAGCUGCAGAGCGGAGACGGUCUGAGGGCGCAGACACCUGUUAGCGCAGGAGUGGAUGUGGAGCAGCGCGUCUUUUCCUGUACACAUACACACCUGACUGCACCUCCUCCAGGCUUCCCACUGUCUGGUGGGACCAUGUGGGUUCUGGAUAAGAUCCGCGGGUCGGUGGAGACCAGCAUGCUGCGACAGGGAGACAACGGGGACAAGAAAGGCGUCGCCUACAGCAACGUCCUCACUCCAGACAAGAUCCCCGACUUUUUCAUUCCUCCGAAGCUGGUCAGCUGCCCCCCAGAACCUGAGAUCCCCAACGUGAAGCCCAAACAGGGGCUGCAGCCGUCCACCUCCGAGCAAACCAUCGGCAGCGGCAAGAAGAUUAGCAGCCCCAGAAGCCCCAGAAGCCCGAGGCUUGUGGCCAAGCUUGCAGGAGACACUAAGAACUUACUGAGAGCUGCAAACCGCCACAUCAUCCAGAUAGAGAGUGCUGAUGAUGUUGUGGCUGGAGACACCAACGCAGACCCCCAGUCGCAGACGGCCAUGUCGCUGCCGUACGUCCCCAAGACCCAGACGUCCUACGGCUUUGCGACGUUGAAGGAAAGCCCCCACACUCGUCGUAAAGAGUCGCUGUUCCACUGCGAGCACACCAGUCCCAUCACUUCCCCGAACACUCAGAGGAAGACCGGAAGCAAAAGCAGCGACGGCGGAAACCACCUGAACCCGGCUGACUUCAACACGUCCCACAUGAACCCGUAUCGAUACUUCAGCGGUGGAGAAAGCGACACCUGCUCAUCAGCCGAGUCGUCCCCCUUCAGCUCUCCUCUGCUGUCUCGAUCAGCAUCCCUGCUCAAGAUCUUCACCCACGAGACUCAAGCCAAAGUGGUGAAAGCCAAGCGGACGUUCGCCCGCCACAGUUCCCUCUCCACCGACGAGUGCAGCUCGGCCGAACCGAGCCCCAACGUCCAGCGGCGGCUCCAGGUCCCGUCCCUUCACGGCGGCGCAGGAGCGUCCGACCACGGCCUCCAUCGAGAGCACACCAUCAACCUGCACAAGGGAGGGACGGUUCGGAUCAGCGUCAACUACGACUCCGGCACUUCCCGCCUGCUCAUCCGUGUUCUGGCGGCCGAAAGUCUGUACGACAAGCACUUCGACAUCAAGAGCAUCAACUGCUGCGUGUCCGUCUACCUGAACCCCGGAAAGCUGCAGAAGCAACGGAGCAACAUCAUCAAGAACAGCCGCAACCCCGUCUUCAACGAGGACUUCUUCUUCGACUCGAUCAGCUCGAUUCAGGUGAAGAAGCUCUCGGUGAAGUUCAAGGUGGUGAACAAAGGCACCAGCCUGAAGAGGGACACACUGCUGGGGGAGCGAGAGGUGCCUCUGAACAAGCUGCUGUCAGGGCUUUAAGUCCGGAGCAGCUGGAGGUCAGAGGAGGCAAAAACGGAGGAUUCAGACUGAAAGUUACAUUACAUGUUUGCACUGCUUUCUAUACACUCUGUUCUUUAUUCCAGCUACCAGAAUAGGUGAAUAUAAAUAUAAAGGGGGAGAAAAUUAAGCGUUUCCAAGAAGUUAAACCAGUUCAUAUAAGGAAGAGUGGUUUAAUCUUGGAGCUGAAAAAAUACCAUCUCUUGACGGACAGAUGAAGGAUCUACGUUCCCCUGGCUCCGUCUCUCAAUAAUGAAAGCUCAUUAAACCAAGCUGGGCUCUGCAGCAACAGAUGAAAGGUUUUUUUCUUUCUGAACGCGUCUCCCUGCCAACCCCCCUCCGGGUCUGGUUCAAAGGUGGGACGAUACCUGUGCAUCGGCCUGUUUCCGAGUCCUCGUCUGCGCCACCGUUUUAUUAUCGUACCGCCACAGAAAUCUGCAGCGGCGGUUGCGAUUCUGCAUCAUCUGCACCGUGUCGGGCUCAGAGACGCUUUUGUGAAUCAGCUUUGAAGCGUCUCGGUGUCCUGAUGUGCAAAUGACCCUUUGAUCCAAGCCACCACGUUCCGCCUCCUGCAGAGGGAUGGCGAGGGACAAACGGAGCAGCCGCAUUAGGAUGCACAUCUGACAUACAAAUAGAAUAUGAUUAAUCAAGGCUGCUGCCACCAUGAGAGCUCAUAUGUACUGCUAAAUAAGUUUCCUGCCUUUGAUUUUGUGCUUAAAGCUGCCCUGUGGAGUUCCCUUGUAAAGCAACAAAGCAGCUGUCUUUAUACUGAGUCAUCAAAAUCCACCGUGUUAAUACCCGAACAUCUUUAUCGAUGCCUCUUAGUGUGUUUGUUGAAUGAAAUCACCAGCAAAAUGUGAAUUUGGACGCUUCUUAUAAACAAAACAUCUUCUAACAUUGCUCAGUAGCACUACUAGUGGUCAAAGUGUCCACAGGGUAGCUUUAAAUUUCACUUUUCUUCCACUAACAUGUGUAUAAUAAGAAAAAUUUCUCGUGCAAAUCAGCUUCUUUUCAAGUUUUUUGUCUGUACUGUUUGCAGUGCAACACUCAUAUUACUAGGAUGAUCUUUAAACAUCCCAGCAAACCAAUAUUCUUAGUGUACGUGCUGAUUUCUUCACAUAAAACUAGUUUCUAGAACUCAAUUAUAACCAGAAAUGACUUGAUGAGAUUUUAUGCGGUGCGAGGUGCAUUUGGGAUUUUUAAUAUCUUUAAUAGCCGCCGGUUAUGUCUGUAAUGGCAUGAAACCCGGCCCAGAGUUAAUGAACGUGGAGCAGCAAGGUUAUAAAAUGUCAGCAGUAUAGAUGAGAGCAUUCAUAUAUUCAAUAAUUUGACACACACGUUCAUUUUGAUGGAUGAAAUGAUGCUCCGACCGCAGCCUGCUGAUGUGAUUAAAUCUCGUCAGACUGGUUUUUGUGCAGAUUCCCGACAGCAACAAUGCAUUACAGGCGGUCACAUGACGUUUAAAAUUCCUUUCCACCCCGCAUCACUAAAAAACACUUGUUACAUAACCGUAAUCUGCACAGAUCUAGAUUUGGAUCAGUCUAAGAAUGUACCGAUGUCUCUCUGUUUUUUGUUUUUUCAGCUGAAGUGUAUCGUUUUUAAAGAAGUGAGCUGUACACUUCACAUCAUGCCCCAACUGCUGCUUUAACUCCUUUUUGGUUUAUUUUUGUUAGCAACAGGACAUGAAAUAAUGUUGUUAAAAGUCCCUUUUCUUUCUAUGUGAACUCAAUUUAACUGUCUAUUUAUGCAAGCAGGCUUUUGCCUUAAUCUAUAUCGGGGGUUAUUCCAUCUAAAAAUCACCAAACACCUUCUGCUCGACCAUCUAAAAUCUGCUUGAAACUUUAGUUCUUAAUCAUAAACUAUGACUAUAUAAGAGGAUAUCAUCAAACAUCUAGACUUUUAGAUAUAUCAAGUGCUUUCUGAGAUUUUUGUUUUUUAAAAAAUGCCCAUCAACAUAUAUUUAGCAUGUUUUUUGUGCGCUGAAAUUUGAGUCUGUUUUAGCAACAUUAUUUCAGGAACUAUUACAGUUAAAACCUGAAGUUUUCUCUGUUAUUUGUCAUCAUGUCGUUCAUUUAGAAUCUGCAAGACAAGUAGUUCAAAAAAUUGUCAUUAUGGUUGAGCUGAAAAAUGAAAAACCCCAUCUUUGAGCAUAUAAUAACCAAAAAAUUAACAAUGCAGAAGUCAACUAGUGAUAUUUUCUGAACCGUAUUUAGCUGCAUGUCAAAAAAAAACCUUGUACAAUAUUUGUUAAUACAAAAUUCUUGGUCACAAAAAUUACAAAAAAGUUACCUGAUAGAGCAGAAAGGACGGAAAGUUGUGGAAUUUCAAGAAUAAUUCUCAAAAUAGAUGAUAUGUUAAAAGCUAAAACCUCACAAAUAUCUUCAUUAAUAUCCACAUUUUAUGCCAUGAAAAGCUCAGGCUAAUCAGAGAUGGUUGAGCAGAGAUGAUCUGAGAUGCAAUGACUCUGCUGGCAAAGUCUUGUGCGCAUGUAAAUGUGUUAAAUGUCUGUAAGAGGGGAUUAGAGCUGACUGGUGUCGCAGUGGGAACCAGCUGCAUGACCUGAACACGUCACUGGUGUUUGCAUGACAAAGUUUAAUGAAACCCUAAAGCCUUACUGUGUGUGUGAGACACAGAAUGUAUGUUCUGAUUGGCAUGAUUUUGUCCAGAGUUGUUACUUUUCUAUGUAGUAUUUUGUAAAAGAAGGAAAAAAAAAAAAGCAUUCCAGUGGUUUGAAAUGACUGUACAUAAAACCACAUUUGUCAGCCAAUUAUGCACCAGCGAGUGAGACGUGCUGAUGAGAGACGAUGAUGUUUAACGAAGGAUGUCGAGAAAAGAAACACGAGAAACGAGGCGACGAAGAAAACGGUAUUAUGUGCUUUGACGGUCUACUCCGCUGUCCUGAGGAAUUAGGAGGAAUUACAGCCUCAAGUGCUUCAGACAGAAAAGAAGUCGGAGAGAUCAGAGCGAUGCAAAUUACGGAGGUUUUCUUACACGCUGUGCCAAAGGACUUAACUCUCACCUGGUGUUUGUAGCUCACUUGUAGCAGCGCUGUUGAUGUGCUCUGUAUGCUUCACACACACUGACACCGGUUUGUUUCGGUGUGACUUCUAAUCCCUGCUGACAGUGCCUGCUCGUCGUAGAUUUUAUUCAAACUUCCUGAAUUGUUACCGAGUCGCAUGGUCAAAGUGCUUCAGUGGUGUCAGUAACUAAUUUUAAGUGGGUUCUUUUGUGCAAGUCUGUGAUUCUAGGUGAGGAUUUGCUGCAGAUGUUUCUCUGGGAGAUGUGUUGUGAAGACUGUUUGAUUGCGUCCUGAUUUUAUAACUGUUUGUUUUGCAGUUUGAGUGCAGGCUGAAAAUGAAAGGCAACACAGAUAAUGCUGUCCUCAGUGGGACCGUGGCCUCUUUACAGGUUUAAAAAUGGGCCUAAGCAGAACUUUAUCAGUAAAAAUCUCUCGUAGCUGAAAGUUUUUAAAUGUUUCUUGAACUUUAUUCUUUUUAACAAGCUCACCAAAACCCACAGAGAGAUUAUUUAAUAAGGUCAGAUCUCUCUGGCCGGUUUCAUUACCAGCAAAAGGUUGCAUCACUGCUGCAGUAACAGAAGGAUCUGUUGAAUCAGUUGAAUAACUUUGGAGUCAAAUCUGAAAAAAGUUUCCCUCUGAACUCCUCAGAAUCAGCAGAUUUUUUAUGUAACACUAACUUUAGUAUAUUUAAUGAAUCCAUGCUAAACUUUACCUUCAGUCUAUGAAUAUUUUAUAGGCCCUCAGAGUGCAGGGUUAAAAUAUGCCUGUAUUUCAAAAAUAUUUUGACACAGAUGGAAUGAUGUCUAGAGGGUGAUCUGGUAUCAAAACAUAGACAACAUGACACCUUUCAUAGACUAUAACUUGUUCUGACCAAACAUUUAUCUAAAAUGCUGAUAUGAGUCCUGAAAGUUGACCAGAAAUGCACUUUUUUAAAGUUUUCUCUGGUGAACUGUUAGAAGACAUCCAGGGUACCAAUGAUUGUUUCUAUGACUGUCAUCGACAUUGAACUGCUGCAGUUUUACUGUUGAAUUCAAUAAUAUAAGUUGGUGAUAUAAAAAGGAAACAAGAAACCGGUUUAGUUUUCUCAUUAGGACACCUGUAGUGGAUGUAAACAUAUUUUAUGUGACGUACUUAAGAAGUUAUUAGACUCAAGAUGUUGGAAAAGCUCUGACAGUAUUCAUAGCAUUAAAGUAAAUGCUAUGAAUGAAUAAAUAUAAAUCAGCAGACUCUGUUUUUUUUUCCUGGAAUAAUUAUUUGUUGUUGUCUUUCUAUGAUCUAUAUUAAACUGGAAACUAGAGGUGGUGAUUCCUGAUAAGCCCAGUUGCUGACAGUUCAGUCUCCUGUCUUUUGCCCCUUGCUGUUUGUUUAAAAUGAUCAGAAAAGACAAAAACAAAUCCAAAAGCAGCUGCAAAAAUACAGUCGGUGACCUCGCGAGACGGCUAAUAGUCUCAAAACUGUCAGAUGGAGUCAAAUCUGAAAGGAAAUAUUGAACUAAAAUGCCCGAUGCUGCCAAAAAAUAGCAUGUUGUGACCUAAAAAACAAAGCAAAAGGUCGAUCCUCUGUAUAGUCGACAUUUCAGGAUGGAGUUUGUACAGAAGCACCAUUUUUAAAGCAUGACAGAGGUUCAGUUUUAAUGGAUUAGUUUGACAUUAACUGGAGUUAUGUGCAACUGCUUUCCAAAAAUGGCAACCCUUCUUUUAAAUGGUGUUUUGAUAUCAUAACGUAACUGUUAGACACGUUUUUUUUUCUACCCGUUGUUGGUGUUUGAUACAAUAAAAGUGACCAGGAUUGGAACUGUGAGAACUGUGGAUACACACAGAGUGUGUCUGGUUUGAAUGUUAACCUUUAUUUGAUCUAUAGACCAAUUACCAGAAUUAACUUACCAGAAUUAACUUUCCCAUUACCCAGGCUGCUGCUGUGGUGGAAAUCAAUCUGUAUAUUUCUGCACUCAAUCGCUGUUUAAUUAGAUCCACAGCAGAGGCCUGACUGAUAGCGUUUGAAAUGAGAAGAACAUCGAUAUCUGCAUGUGUGAGAGAAGCAGUCUGUUGGAUGUUGUGUUUUAUUGGCAUUUACUUUAGUCACUUUCUAUUUGUUCAGACCUGUUUUUUUAAAUUAUUAUUAUAUUGUACAUAUGCUGGUGUUUCUCAAGUCUUCCUGUCUUGACAGGUUCACUCUGAAAAAUGAAGCUGAAAAGUGCCGGUCCGUUACUUGAUCCUGAAUUCUUUGAUUUCUCUCCAGAUGUAGGUGACCAGUGGAAGUGCAGUUGCUGUUCUUGUUGUGUUUUCUGAACUGUGCAGGUAGAAACUUUUAUACUGUGAUGCUACAACCACUGGUUACUGUGUAAAUCUGUGUGACAAACUUUAAUUAAAGGUGAAAUUCAUUGAAA
Acanthochromis polyacanthus (spiny chromis) is the source of this 7385-nucleotide messenger RNA. RefSeq names its product C2 calcium-dependent domain-containing protein 4C. The record is from RefSeq and is a predicted model, not a curated record. Bases 700 to 1962 code for a protein of 420 amino acids. The transcript has 2 exons. NCBI's taxonomy places the organism in Eukaryota, Metazoa, Chordata, Actinopteri, Pomacentridae.